CGUUUCUCUUCAAACCCUAAUCUCCUUAACUCACCAAUACCAAGUAAUUGCACUAAACCCGGUUUCCCAUUAGAGAAAAUCACCCUUUUAUUUCCUCUUCCACGUCCCAGCAGCAUUUGCUGCCACCCCUGGCUACUUCGAUCGGCACUAAUUACCCACUUUUCUUUUUCUUUUCAUUCUUAUAUAUAUAUAUAUAUAUAAAUAUAUAUCUUAUUAAAUACCUCUUUGGAUGCUAUCCCUUGGUUCUCUCUCCCAAUAAAUUUUUCUAUACAUAAAGGGAAAUUUAGUUUACUGGUGUGAUAUACAUAGCCCGGGUUUAAAGCAAGGAGUUGAGGAGGGAAUUAAAAGCUUUUUUUGGGGGGGUUCCGAGUGUUGCUUUCCUCUUGUGGUUUUUACUAGUUUGUUAUCUAGAGAGACGAACUAUUUGGUUAUCUUUCUUGCUUGGUGUUCCUUCUAGGGGUUGGGGUUGAGGAGAGGUUGCUUUUAAGCUUUGAAAGACAUGUCGAGCUGCAUCGAAGUUGUGCCUGAGCAACUCUGCUAUAUCCCUUGCAACUUUUGCAACAUAGUUCUUGCGGUGAGCGUUCCAUGCAGCAGUCUGUUUGAUAUAGUGACAGUCCGAUGCGGGCACUGCACCAAUCUAUGGUCCGUUAACAUGGCAGCCGCCGCAUCUCAGUCACUGUCAUGGCAAGAUAUUCAGGCACCCAAUAAUGCAAUAGAGGAUUAUAGGAGGGAUUUGGGUUCCUCAUCGAAAUGCAGCCACAACAAGUUGUCAAUGCGACCUCCUCUGCCUAACAAUGCGACUGAGGAAAGGGUAGUGAACCGACCUCCCGAGAAGAGGCAGCGAGUACCUUCUGCAUACAACCGCUUCAUUAAAGAGGAGAUUCAAAGGAUCAAGGCCAACAAUCCAGAUAUCAGCCACAGAGAAGCAUUCAGCACUGCUGCUAAGAAUUGGGCACACUUUCCUCAUAUCCAUUUUGGGCUGAUGCUGGAAACCAACAACCAAACUAAGAUGAAUAAUGCCUAAGAAGAAGGCAAUAUGGUUUGAGAUUUGAAGUUUGAAGUGAGGAAAAGUGUUGAUCAAUGCUUUUAAGGAUAUAUCCUUAGUUUUAUUUGUCUUGGAUUGUUUGCUACUAAUUUUCUUUCAUCCUUUUCCAACUCAACAUAUAUAUUUUAUUAUAAUUUAUAUUAUAAGAGAAUGUAUGUUAUCUAUCACUUAAUUUUUUUAAAGUUUUAUUUUAAUUAUCAAAA
Messenger RNA from Gossypium arboreum, 1248 nucleotides. RefSeq names its product axial regulator YABBY 5-like. The coding region runs from base 500 to 1024 and encodes 174 amino acids. Gene Ontology annotation, biological process: cell fate commitment; abaxial cell fate specification; multicellular organism development. NCBI's taxonomy places the organism in Eukaryota, Viridiplantae, Streptophyta, Magnoliopsida, Malvales, Malvaceae. Gene Ontology annotation, cellular component: nucleus. The transcript is spliced from 7 exons. The record is from RefSeq and is a predicted model, not a curated record.